GGAUGUGUUGCCUAGGAACAAAACUCAAACUUUCUGUUCGGACAUUUCCUGUGAACUUUUCUUUGUUAUUAUACUUGUGGGGUGUGUUUUAAAAAAAACUUACUCGGAAUACUAUUACAGGAUUACGGGAUGAGUGCUGGACGACCGUCAGAGGGUGCGGGUUGUGUUACCUGGUGGGGCUUCAGUCCGGCCCAGAAUCUGCUCGGUCUGGGUUCUGUGAGAUCUGAGGGAGAAUUCAACGUUUUACUGGUCGGCAGUGCAGAUCCAAGACAUAUUUUGAAGACUAUUGCUGGUUUGCAUGACAAACAAAGUCUUCAUGUGUGGGUGAUAGAAAACAGCAUGGAGGUGGUGGCCAGGCAGCUGCUGCUCCUCUACUUAUCGCUUGUGACGAACAAAGUGAUGGGCAUUAACGAGAAGACAGAAGUUUUUCUGGAGGUUUUUGGAAACUGCGAAAUUCGGAGUCAGACAAAGGAAACUCUGCAACGAGCAGCAUCACAGCUCUCCCUGUCUGUUACUGAAACACUGGAGGCUGCCACACAUGCCUGCCUGAACACAACUCUUCUCAAGUUCAAGGAGCGAGAUGAACUAGUCCGGAUAUUCAACUUGUGGRACCAGUCUUCUGAGGGUCCUGCUCCCAUCAGGAUGUCUAAAGUCUGGGAUUAUCGCAUCAGGCAGCAUCUCGGUACCCGUUAUGACUCCAGGAAUGGCUCUUUUGACUGGGAUCUUAAAAUGAAGCUGCAUACAAAAGGGUGUAGCAUCAUUAACAAACAACAAUAUGUCCAAUGGAGAGAGCAGGGACUGGCGUUUGAGCUGAGGGAAGGUGUUUACCAAAUAACCAAUCCAACUUUGCUUUCUUCUAAGGGGUUUAAUCAGAGGGGAGACAAAGUUGCAUUCAGAGGCUACUGGGGAGACAUUGUUUCCAGUCCUUAUCUCUCUUUUGGCAUUGAAACAGAUGACAAGAGCCUGCUGAAGAAACAGAACAAGCAGCACAUCAAAACMGCUCAGGACGUCUCCUUCGCAAACGUCCAAGGAUUGUUCCAGUCCCUGUCCAGCAGACGGGGCUGCCUCGCUGCUCCUCAGUCCGACUCAGAGGCACAAGCUGAGCAGAAAUCUGCCAGCUUUAAUGAUUUGAUGCGGCUGAAUGGAGUCUCUGUAACGUUCCUCCCUUCGGACUCGCUUCGCAAGCUGCCAGAGAAACAGAAAUACUCUCAUUACUUCCACACUAUUUACUUCUCUGCCAGCUGCGUGCACCAGUUGGGCCCCGCGAUGAGACAGAUUGCAGCGCCAGACGCCGUGCUCGUCGUGGAGUUGGCCAAAUACAUCUUGGAUCUCAACAAAGAGCAAGAAGCAGAUCUUGCGAAAAAAGUGUCAAGCAUGGCUGCAGAGGCUGGAUUCAAACCCUGGCAUGAGGAGAACUGUGAUGAUGUUCAUGCAGUUUUUAUCCAGCAGACCUGAAGAUUGUAUCACAGCUUUUCAUUUUUAUCCUUUGAAGCUGUUUAAAAACACCACGACAACUGGUAUGUUAACAAUAUGCUUUUUUAAGCUUUUGUAAAAUUUAUAAAGAUUUACUUUAGGAGAGACAGUUGAGAUAUGUAGACAGAUUUAUUGUGUUUCUGUCCUCAGAAAGAAGUCAGCCAAUGAAACUAACUAAUCUGAAUAAAUUUCCAGUGUUUAA
Messenger RNA from Austrofundulus limnaeus, 1675 nucleotides. It is a transcript of the gene dnaaf3l, whose product is annotated as dynein axonemal assembly factor 3 like. The record is from RefSeq and is a predicted model, not a curated record. Lineage: Eukaryota; Metazoa; Chordata; Actinopteri; Cyprinodontiformes; Rivulidae. Gene Ontology annotation, biological process: motile cilium assembly; axonemal dynein complex assembly. The coding region runs from base 130 to 1455 and encodes 441 amino acids. The transcript is spliced from 12 exons.